AGUGAUGAGUCACAAACCCAGACAAUGAUUGUCGGUGCAGCAGUGCACUACACUACUUUUGCAGUUCAAAGAAAAAGCAAGUAUAUAUUUUAAUCUCUGAGACUGUUAAAAAGGUUAAUUUCUUCAUAUUUCCAGUCUUUGACUUGACUGUCGGCUCUACAGGCAAAGGUAAUGUCCUUUUUCUUUAUAAUGUCCUCCAUGCAUUGACAGUGUUCGAAACCUUGGGCUGAAUGGGAUAAAAGAGGUAGCACUGAAGGAGGGUGGCUAUAGUAACAGUAGAUAUAACCUCUGAAGCCUUUUAUACGUUCAUUUAUUAUUAGACCCUUGCAAAUGGAGGAGAAAGACAUGGCUGAAGAGUGCUGUGCCUCAAACGGUGAAAAUGGCCAGAUACAACUGCUGCCUGAAGAAAGCAAGCUCCAGUAUUCAGGUAACAAAGUAUGAACUUUAUUUCACUUCGUUUUCUGGCUGAAAAAAAUGUUAAAUGAGUUAAAGAUAGUUUUUGAACUGCAGUUGCAGCCAAACUGCCCUCAUCAACAGAUGAUAGAAAUGAGUUAACAAUCAGUGUGCAUGACCAAAGAUGAGAUAUAAGUUAUAGCUAACAGCUACAGUUGGUUUGCGUGUCAGCCAGGUCAGCCACGUCCCUGAUCAAAAACCUGUAACCCAAGUCUCUUCUAAACUUAUGGGUAAAAGUUCACCCCCUGCGGUGCAUGCAGAAAGUGAAAUGAAUAGUCUAGAAGUAUUCAUUUUGCAGCGAAGGUUUUUAGAACAUGUGACUUCUAGUGUUUUUUCUACCAAGCAUCAAGUGGACUCUUAAGGAACUGCACUUGUAAGUGGAGGGAAUCUACCAUAGUUUCAUUCCUAGAGACUAAAUUUCUAUAUUUAAAAAAAAAGAGGUUUAGAACACUUCACUUUUCAUCUCAUGGUUAAUCGGGUAGCCUAUGGCUCUCAUAUAACCACACAAAGAGCCCACCUCCUGUAGACAUGUUUUUUUUUUGUACAAAUAAUUUUUCAGACUCUGUGCUUUGAUUCUCCCGUCUUGGACUUAGGCUUAGACAACUUUAUUAAUCCCACCAGGGGCAAUUGAUUUGGGCAGCUUGUAUACAGUCACCCUGCAGAAACACAAGUACACAGAACAUACAUAAAGUAUAUACAGAAUGGAUCAAAUCAAAAUGCUGAGGAAUGCAGUGGAAUCAAAAAUCAGUAAAACAUUGGUUAAUACAUAGAUUACUAAGAAGACUGUCCAAUGAAAUGUACAUGAUAAAAAGAAUAAAAUCAUGAAUCAUGACAUGAAUCCUGCAGAAUAAAAUGCUGAUCAUGGAGAUAAGAGAUUGGACUAGAUUACGCUAGAGAGAGUGUUCAUGAAUUCCACAGGCCUAUUUGGGGCUUGUGUAAAAGUUUGAGCUAUUUGAUUGGACACUGACACUGUUGGUAAAAAGUUGCAUUAAAUUUGAACCUGCACAGACACUGUUAAGAAAUUGUGAGUCAAUAAAGUACACAUGGUAGCUUAGCAACUGAGGUUGAAGAAGAGCAUUACAGAUAUUUAUGUCCGUAUGUCACAAUUCCAUAUAAGUAAGGCGAGGGGGGACGGGUUCAUUCUUUUACUUCCCUUUCUCUGCUCUAGAAAACUGUAAAUCCUUUCACUGGUUUAUUCUUUAAAAAACACAUUAACAUUUCCUUAGUUCCCUUAAUUACAUAAUUCAGUUUUACAUGUUUUGACCUGGUUGUCAUAGUGUGACAAUUUUCUGCAACUAAAAACAUUUGGAAAUAGGAAAAAAAAAAAACACAACUCUGUGUUCUUGUCAAUGACUCACAAAUUAUUGUAAUAGGAUAAUGAUUUGGAUUUUUUUAGAGUUUUGCUUCAAAUAUCACCUCAAAAUAAUAUCAUGUAACAUGUUCAUAAGGUUUAUUAGUCCUUUGGUCUACGUCAUCUCUUUGUGUUGAAAGGAAAUGUUUGUUCAAGCAUUUUAACUGCUAUACUAUAGUGAUAUAUUGUGCUUUACCAUAGCCUCCCCAGGCUUCUUUAACUCUAUACUUUUGUUUCCUUCCCUCUUGUCUUAAGUUCAUGCAGUGAGGCAAAACCCUUUGCGAGUUGCCACAGUCUGCCUCGGCCUGCUUUGUCUAUCCCUGUUAGUUGGGAUCAUAGCUCAGAGCGUACAACGUGAGUUUUCCUCCCUGUUUUUACUGUACAACUUUCAAAUUGAUAAGUAGUUGUUUUGCAGUAAUACCAUUGAUUUGAUAUUCUUUUUUAUUUUAUUCUUGCAGAUCGAAAAGUAGAGGAAGACCAUCAGAAUAAACUCCUAGCUGGGUUAACAGAGAAGGAAGAUCUCCAGAUGAAAUUAAAGACAGAGCAGAUAAAGAAACAAGUUCUUCAGAACAGGCAGAAUGAGAUAAAGGAACAAACCCUCUACAUGUCGAAAGAGACAAACCAGCUGCAGGCAGAAAACAACCAAUUGGACGCAGAUUCACUCAAACUCAGACUUAGUCAAAGCCAGCUGCAGGCCAGCCAUACUUCUUUAACCAAAGAGGUGGAGCAGCUGAGAACCAGUAGAGACCAGUUACAGGCCAACAACAACGCCCUGGCUUCAGACAAAGACCUCUUGCAAAAACAACACGAUAUAGUGCUCAGACGCAAAAAUGAUUUACACGCCCGCGUUGACACUGUUACCAAAGAAAGAGAUGCAUUGCUGAGUAAAACAAACAAUGUAAGCAAGUCAAGGGAUGAGCUGCAAACAGAUUACAACAACCUGGUGAGGGCCAUCAACCAUUUAGAAGGAUCGUAUAACUCCACUCUCGAUGACAAAGGCAAGAUAGAAAGCAGUCACCGAAACCUGACUGGAGAAAAGUCCCUUUUGCUGGAAGCUACCGAAGCACAUAAAAAAUCAGUUGCAGAGUUGGAAAAAGCUUAUGGAACAUACCAGAAUGAGCAACGUGACCUUAAAGCAACAUGUGAUAUUGAAGUACAAGCCAGAGAAACACUGAAGAAAAAAAACAUGAAUCUGAUUACUGAAAGAGAGCAGCUGAAGAUUGAUCUUAACGGACUGAAUAAAACUAUUGAAGGUAACCAGAAAAUAUUUCGAUAUAUACAUAAAGCAUGUUUGAUAUCACAAAAAGAAGCUUGCUGAAAUGUCUUUGGCUGGGGUGUCCUAUAUCCCUGAUAUCUUGUGCAUCACAACAAUAACCUAAUGCACCAAGUUUAUAACUUGUGCACACUUGAAGUCAGACAACGACCUCUUACAGAUACAUUAGCUCUCUUACACUACACUUGCACUUUGUUGGAUUAUUAAGAAAGUAAAGACGACAUGCAGGAAGCAGUGUAACAUAUUGUGAGAGGUAGAGAUCACUGCCGUAGCUCUGAUCUAACCAGUUAAGAGUGAUGAGUCCUUAUUACACUAUUGCAACUACACCAUUGCUGAAGUAUUAGAUAUGCAAUUGCACUGUUACCCUAAACCAAAUUAAAACAAAAUCACUCUCAGCAAAUCUGCAAUAUGACCAUUUUGCACAUUAACAACUAUUUAACUAUUCUUCUGGUCAAACAAAAUUAAUAUUUUCCUAAUAUUGUGUGCAAAUUUAAGUCUCAAUCUCAUUAUUGUAAGAAGACAAAGACAGGGUAUUUGUCAGUUUGUUACAUUUUGGGUUAUUAAUGCUUUGUGCUUUUAUGGUGAUGAGUGAAAGGUUGAAUCGCAAAAUAUAAAGUGAAUAAGCUUCAGUCAGAUCUGAAAGUCUAGCUUCUGUAACUCUUCUCAAUUUCCAGCAAAGAAAUGUCCCAAUGGCUGGAGGGGAUUUGAAAACAGCUGCUACUUCGUGUCCGUUCUGAAGAAAGACUGGAAUCAGGCCAGAGAAUUCUGCAGGGCCAUGAGUGCGGACCUGGCGACUGUGAAGACCCAGGAGACAAUGGUGUGUUCACAUAUCAACUCUCAACUUCAACAGUGAACCAUAGUAGCUCCUAGAGGAGGGCAUGUAUUGCAAUAUGAAUGUUCAUAUUGAUGAAGAUGAGGUCAACAUGACGUCAAAGGGUUGUAGAAAUUAGGAUCUGACUCCCCUUAGCUCUACAGUAAACUGUUUUAAUUCAGCUAUAGAGGGGAGGCAUUGACGCCCCUUGGCCUCCACUGGUACCAUCCCGAAAUCCCAAACUAGGACAGGCUAUCCUGUUGGCGCUAGCCAAUCAUCUAUACAGCAAAAUCUCAAGAAGUUUUGAUUCUUUUUCCAGUAAGGAUGUCUCUGUACAGUUCCAGAUUUACCUUCAGUCCACAAAUAUGAGACCCUCAAUUGCAUAAAAUUAGUAAAAUAAAAAUCUGCCAAGGGGUAAGCAACAUUUACUUGUGUGCAGGUUUCCUGAAAUAAGAACUCUCCUCUUAUUCAAAGCAAUUGUGAGGAACUUUUGGUUUGUGUCAAUUAUGUCUUCUUUUGUACUCGUGUUGUUUAUGACCAAAUCAUCUCAUCCUGCUGACUUUUGACAAACAAAUGCAUCAUUUACUUACUUUUACUAAUCAACUGGCAAACAAACAGAUAUCCUGGCAUCUGUUUGGGGCAUCAGAAAUUGUAACAUCAGGAUCAUCUGUCCUGUUGCUGGUGGUCUUAUUUGCUUUUAUAUGUCAUAGAAAGUUGUCAGGAUGAAUUUCAGCGUAUUCCAAAGAUGCCAAAUAAAGCUAAAUUGAAUGUUAUGGGGCUUUGAACAAGCAUGUUAUCCUAGCGCUACUGCAAUGGGAAUUAAGGAGAUGAUUUUGUACUAGACACCACUGCUUUUGUAGGUUAUACUUGAAUGUAGGUUGAUCCAGUACUUAUUUGUCCCUCUAUGUCUACAUGUGGGUUUCAUUUAACAGUGUGCUCUGUACAUUCAGACACACAAUACUAUCUGUAGUUUGCAGGCUGGAAGUGACAACAUAUAUACCUCUGCACAAAGCAGUGUCAGAAAUGAGUCAUAACCUCUUUUUUCUUCAGGUGUGGGUGGGACUAAAUCAAGCUUCUUUGCCUUUACACACAGUAGGCUGCAGUUGUAUAAAUCCUCCCCCCUAUGCCCUUAAAGCAGCUUUAUUUUUGUCUGAGCUGUGAAAUAAGUUGUAAAUGAAACAAUGACAUCAUCCCAUUGAGUCAUUUUUGUAAACAUGACUUUGAACAGUGUGUAAAGAGCAGACAGAGACUUUAAAACUGAGCUCUGGGUCGUUCGACUACACCCCAAGCUAUAUCUUUAACAUGCCAAACAGUCUUAAAUAUUAGUGUAUUUUUGCAUACCUUUUGCCAUGCAGAAUUUCGUCAAUGGCUUUUAUCCCGCUGACCAAGAAGUAUGGAUCGGGCUGACUGAUGAUGGAGUAGAGGGGCAGUGGAAAUGGGUGGACGGGACGCCACUGAACACAACGUAAGAAAACAACUUCUUAUUUCCUAAAAUCAAAAGCUGAAAAACAACACAAAAGAAAAAGAACAACACAACAACCGUGUUGUUUUUUUCUCCUUUGCAGGUUCUGGGCUGCGGGUCAGCCUAAUAGCCAUAAAGGGACCGAUCAGGACUGCGUUGAGUUCUGGCACCGUUCAUCAGGAAAUGGUGAAUGGAACGAUGAGAACUGUUCCUUAGUUCAAAAUUUCAUCUGUGAAGUAUAACUAACUGUACAGGGAAGACUUCAGGUUUAGCUAAACUGCUGAACUCUUCAAUUAUCACUGAGCAGAAUGGAAUUAUGGGAGCCAUGACAGUAAACAUGGCAUUGCUUACAGCUUAAAGAAAGAUGGACUUGCUUGUGAUGACUAAACCAAAUGUAGAGAUUGACACUUGCAUGCAUGUCAAACUAUUUUUUGUCAUGGUAAAGAGCUGAGUCACACACUCACAUGCAUUUUUUUUACAAUAGAGAUUAAAUCAGCCUGUGCAACCAGCAGUUAUCAUAGUGGUUAUAUUGAUGAAUAAUGAUAAUCUCCUGUACUCAAUGUGAUUCAAUCUGUACUCAGCAAUAAAUAAUAAAAUAUAACAAAACA
Messenger RNA from Xyrichtys novacula (pearly razorfish), 5958 nucleotides. Lineage: Eukaryota; Metazoa; Chordata; Actinopteri; Labriformes; Labridae. The record is from the annotation of a GenBank genome assembly.